AGACAAACCACGAAAAUCCCAAUCACAAUCACAAUCAAUCGAACAAAAAUGAGGAAAUCCAUUUUAAUAGCUUGUGUCAUUGCAAUCACCAUUUUAAUGUCACAUCUUAAUGUUUUUACAGUGCAUGGUUUAACACCAUGUGAAGAAGCAACAAAUCUUUUACAACCGUGUUUGAAGUACAUUUGGAUAGAGGAUACGCCAUCACCAGAUUGUUGCAGUGGCUUAGAUAAAGUGAACAAAGGUGUUAAAACGUACGAUGAUCGUCAUGAUAUGUGCAUUUGUUUGUCGACUGAAGCAGCAAUCACUUCAGCCCCUCAAUACAAGUUUGACAAUUUGCCUAAAUUAUGUGGUAUUACUUUAUUCGCACCGGUUGGUCCAAAAUUCGAUUGUAGCAGCAUUAAAGUAUAAGGUGAAGAAUAAGUCAGAAUCAAAAGCGAAGAUAUUAGAUAAUAAUAAAAAUUGAUUCAGUGUAUCGAUGUAGCGAUAUCUACCAAUAUCCCAAUAUAUUAUGUAUA
Molecule: messenger RNA, 515 nt
Organism: Arabidopsis lyrata subsp. lyrata
Lineage: Eukaryota; Viridiplantae; Streptophyta; Magnoliopsida; Brassicales; Brassicaceae
Product: non-specific lipid-transfer protein 9
Exons: 3
Coding region: 49-408 (119 amino acids)
Biological process (GO): lipid transport
Cellular component (GO): membrane
Molecular function (GO): lipid binding
Source: RefSeq, a predicted model, not a curated record